This is a messenger RNA of Cherax quadricarinatus, 1061 nucleotides long. Lineage: Eukaryota; Metazoa; Arthropoda; Malacostraca; Decapoda; Parastacidae. The record is from RefSeq and is a predicted model, not a curated record.
AUGAAAUUUGGGUUUCCUGGGCUCUACCGAAACGUUUUGGGGUCGGAUGAUGGUCUCUAUCGCUGCCGAGUUGACUUCAAGAAGUCUCCGACACGCAAUUCUAAGAUAAAUCUCACAGUUAUUGUGCCUCCAGACAGCGUUCGAAUCCUAGACAUAAAUGGCAACGAGAAGAGCUCUACCAUUGGUCCAUAUGUGCUGGGCAUGACUCUAACGCUCAAAUGUGUUGCUACCGGAGGUCGUCCACCGCCCAGAUUAACGUGGUGGGCGGGGCACAAGGAGGUACGAGGAGAAGUGAUUGAGACCCCUAGGGAGGUGGUCAGCACCCUGACAGUGGCAUCUCUUCAGCGCCACCACCUAGAUCAGUCCUUUAUAUGUCAGGCAAAUAAUGCUGAGUUUGCUGUUCCGGUCACCGCCGCUGUCACCAUAGAUAUGACUUGUGAGUUUGUGUGUGUGUACUCACCUAACUGUGGUUGCAGGGGCCGAUUCAUAGCUCCUGGCCCCGAAGUGAGUGUGAAUACAGGUCUUGAAGUAGAGCUUAAAAUUUGCAUAGGAAGUUCGUCUGUGCUAUGUAAUUUCUUACCUUGUGCUGGCAUUCUGUAUUAGUUGCGAUGCUCGUUUGUACUUCUUGUGGGUGAACUUUGAAAUGACGACAGAAUUUCAUUUUCCCUGUGAGAUGUUAAAAUUAUUUGAGUUAGCUAUGAGGGCAUAUUAUAGUCAUCAACGAUAAUGACGAAAAUUCUUAGAGCAUCGAAGGCGAAUAUCAAAUGGUAUACAAUACCGACAGGUUGGUAGAUAAGACACAUAGGCAACAUUUAGGCAACUUUAUUCCGAAACGUUUCGCCUACACAGUAGGCUUCUUCAGUCGAGUACAGAAAGUAGGCGGGAGCAGUAGAGAUGUGAAGACGAUGUAAUCAGUCCAUCACCCUUGAAGUCGUAGAUUUGAGGUUGUCAGUCCCUCAGGCUGAGGGACUGACUUGAGGGUAUCCAGGAAUGUUUAAAGGACAACAAUGGUUUACCUCAGUGCUACAGUUUUCCUCUACAAGAACUUAUACACAAUAACA